AUGGCUUCCAUUUCCGUGGAUCGCAUUCUGGCGGCAGCCCCGGUCACGCUCCGCGGCCAGCCGACACCUCUCUCUGCCGAUCCCAAGGGACAGCGCAUAGCGUACGCGUCGGGCAAGUCCAUCUUCAUCCGGUCCAUCGACAACCCGGCAGACUGCAAGCAGUACACGGGCCACACAGCCGCGACCACCGUGGCGCGGUUCUCGCCGUCCGGCUUCUACAUUGCCAGCGGCGACGUGUCCGGCAAGGUGCGCGUGUGGGACGCCGUGGAGGCCGUCAACACCAAGGGCGAGUACCCCAUCAUCUCGGGGCGGAUCAACGAUGUGGCGUGGGACGGCGACAGCCAGCGCAUCAUUGCGGUCGGCGACGGCCGCGAGCGGUUCGGCCACUGCAUCACGGCCGACAGCGGCAACAGCGUCGGCGAGGUCAGCGGCCACAGCAAGGUGGCCAAUGCCGUGGCGCUGCGCCAGCAGCGGCCCCUGCGCGCGGCGACCGUGUCCGACGACGGCUCCAUGUGCUUCUUGCACGGCGCGCCGUUCAAGUUCAACUCCAAGGCCGACGGCCUGCACAAGGGCUUUGUGUUUGGCACGGCCUUUUCGCCCGACGGCAGCACGCUCGUGACGGUCGGCGCCGACCGGCGCAUCCAGCUGUACGACGGAAAGACGGGCGAGCCGACGACCACGGUGGGCAGCGACGGCGACGCGCACACGGGCAGCAUUUUCGCCGUCAGCUGGUCCUCGGACUCGAAGCGCAUAGUCACGGCGAGCGCCGACCAGACGGUUCGCGUCUGGGACACGCAGUCGGGCAAGUCGCUGCAGACGUGGCGGCUGGGCGGCUCGUCGUCCGUGGCGAGCGUGCCCGACCAGCAGGUCGGCGUCGUGUGGCCGAGCGGGCGCAGCGACGACCUGAUUCUCAGCAUCAGCCUGAGCGGCGACAUCAACUACCUCACGUUUGGCCAGGACGAGCCCGUCCGAGUGGUGUACGGCCACAACAAGUCGAUCACGGCACUGGGCGUCGAGUCGGACGGCAAGGGCCAGGGCCUGUGGACGGGCAGCUUUGACGGCCGCGUGUGCCAUUGGGAUCUGGCCAAGGCCGAGGCGCAGGUGGUGGAUGGUCAGGCACACACGAACCAGGUGACCCAGUUUGCGUCCCUGGCGAGCCAGCGGCAGACGUACAGUGUGGGCUGGGACGACACGCUGCGCGCCGUCGACGAGGGCGCCCUCACGUUUACGGGCUCCGACGGCAUCAAGCUGAGCGGCCAGCCCAAGGGCAUUGCGUCGACGGACAGCGGCCACGUCUUUGUGGCGCUGGCGUCGGGGAAGAUUGCCGUCUAUCUCAAGGGCCAGCUGGUCACCGAGGUGCCGACGGCUGACUACACACCGACGGCCAUUGCGGCGAGCGGAUCGCUCGUGGCCGUCGGCAGCAGCCCCGAGCCGGUCGUGUAUGUGUACAAGCUGGAUGGCAGCGGCUCACUGAAGCUUCUACAGACGCUCAAGAAUUCGACAUCGGCGAUUUCGGUGCUGUCCUUCUCCAAGGACGGCAAGUACUUGGCGGCCGGCAACGCGAGCGGCAAGAUUGUGGUAUACGAGACCGGAUCGUGGCAGGUGGCGACGGACCGGUGGUCGGCGCACACGGCGCGCGUCACGACGAUAGCAUGGAACGACGCGGCGACACACGCGGCCAGCGGCGGUCUCGACACGAAUGUGUUUGUCUGGAGCCUGGCCAAGCCGGGCAGCCGGGUCAAGGCGCUGAAUGCACACAAGGACGGCGUCAGCGGCGUCGCAUGGGUCGACGGCAGCCAAAAGGUGGCGAGCGCCGGUGUUGACGCGGCACUGAAGAUUUGGACUGUCUCAGGGCUACAAUAA
Sporothrix brasiliensis 5110 is the source of this 1863-nucleotide messenger RNA. RefSeq lists its product as uncharacterized. The transcript is spliced from 2 exons. Gene Ontology annotation, cellular component: cortical actin cytoskeleton. Bases 1 to 1863 code for a protein of 620 amino acids. Gene Ontology annotation, biological process: actin filament depolymerization; positive regulation of actin filament depolymerization. Gene Ontology annotation, molecular function: actin filament binding. The record is from RefSeq and is a predicted model, not a curated record. Lineage: Eukaryota; Fungi; Ascomycota; Sordariomycetes; Ophiostomatales; Ophiostomataceae.